AAAAAAAAACUAUAUUUUAUUUAUCAGAGAGAUGAAAAAUUGUUGAGACAACAUUUAUAGGGCAAGAAACAGAGGAUCUUAGUUGACAAUGAACAGAAAUUGGAUAUGAUAGUAGGAGUGCCUCAAAUUCAAUGGUUGGGUGGUGCACGGAGUUUCCACCGGCACUCCGUGAAACCUGAAAUCCCUUCGUUAACCUCAAACAUUGUCCGUUUUGAUAAGAAGAGAAAAGAAGUGACAAUAUGCGGACUCCGUUCAAGCCACAAAACGCGUCGUCGUUCAAGAGUAAUCUCGAAAGAGAGCAUUGAAGUAAUUCACGCUUUGAAACUUGCGAAAUCCCCCCAAAAGCUUCAACAAGUGCUCAACACAAGACUCUCAAGGCUCUUGAAGCCAGACGUAUUGAUCCUAUUGGACGAGUUGCAACGACAAAACCAACUCCAAUUAUCCCUUACGGUUUUCAACUUCAUUCGCGAGGAGCUAGGAUAUGAUUCGCUGCUGCGGGUGUACGCGGACAUGAUACAGCUGCUGGGGAGAAACAAGAAGACGGAGAUGGCAGAAGAGUUGUUUAGUGAAGCGGUGGCGAAGGGAUUGAAACCGGACACGAGGAUAUGCAGUGAGGUGAUUGGGGCCUAUUUGCAAGUUGGAAUGGCGGAUAAGGCAAUGAACAUUUACGGAUCCAUGAAGGAAUGGGGUUGUUCCCCCGAUGAAUUGACCUUCACUAUAUUGAUUAGGAGUCUAGAGAAGAUUGGCCAACAAGACCUCGCCGAAUCUCUCAAACAAGAGUGUGUUCAUUAUGUCCACUUGCCUCAUAAAUUCGUUCGACAAAUCCAACAGAAACAUGUCAAAAAGAGACAUGCGGAUCUUGUAUGAAAUUUUCCAACAUCGGAUGAUGGUCUUUUUAGAGUGAUAGAUUGUGUUGGUGGGGUGGGUUUGUAGCUGCAAUGUUGAUAAUAUCAUUUGUACUCUGAUUUAAUAAUUAAGGAACGAUUGCUGAAGCAAAAUUCACUAUUAUCCUGUAAUCAAAGUUUUGAAAUGUUUAUUAUCUGCUCUUAGCAUGUUGAAAUACGUGGUAGGUUUGUAGCUGAUAUGAAUUCAGAUUUCAGACGCCAAGUUUUGUUUUCCCAAAAUUUUUCAAUCAGCAAUUAUAACUUACAUGUGGUGCUUCUGCUUGUGCCACGAUAUACCUGAUAUUGAUUUGAAUAUGGUAGAAAAGUAUAGUAGUGCCUCUUGUGUUGGCUUCUUGUAAUGUUACAAAACAUUAUUAUUCUUAAUAUUAGCA
Abrus precatorius (Indian licorice) is the source of this 1276-nucleotide messenger RNA. RefSeq names its product protein THYLAKOID ASSEMBLY 8-like, chloroplastic. Gene Ontology annotation, biological process: chloroplast organization; Group II intron splicing. The coding region runs from base 106 to 867 and encodes 253 amino acids. NCBI's taxonomy places the organism in Eukaryota, Viridiplantae, Streptophyta, Magnoliopsida, Fabales, Fabaceae. The transcript is spliced from 3 exons. Gene Ontology annotation, molecular function: RNA binding; protein binding. The record is from RefSeq and is a predicted model, not a curated record.